AAUCGUCACGGGCGGUACCUCCACGCCGGGUAGGCGCGAAAGCUCCCAAGUCGCUGCCGGGUUGAAUACGGCGGGAGCAGCUGCGCCGCGGCUGAGGGAGCCGGGGACCUGUUUCGUCCCGAGCAAAGCGCUGGAGAGGCCGAAGUCAUGACGGGCUUAGUGCCUUCCGAGGUUCACCUAGAAAUCAAUGAUUUAAAACUCAUUUCACAAGAAGAAACAGAUAGUCCUUUCGACAGUGGACUGGGCAGCUAUGAAACAAUUGGACCCUUGAGUGAAGGAGAUUCUGAUGAAGAGAUAUUUGUGAGUAAGAAAUUGAAAAGCAGGAAGGUGCUACAAGACAGUGAUUCUGAAAGAGAAGAACCAAAUGCCUCUCCAGAGAAAGCUACCUAUGACAUUGUCGAAGAGGAAAAUAAAGAGAACUUAUAUGCUGGAAAAAAUGGGAAAGCCAGAAGGAUGUACAAAACUCUGGCAGACAGUGAUGAAAGUGACAUGGAGGAGGAAGAGUCUUUGUAUCAGGAAAAUCUUGAAACCCAAGUGACAUCUUCCUUAGAGCUGGGCUGUCAACCUGAAAACUCCGUGGACUUUACAGCUAGUAGAAAGAUUUCCAAAAAACCCAUACGUGAUAAAGAAGGAACUGAAGGGAAAGCAAAAGUAAAAUCAAAGAGAAAACUGGAGAAAGAGGAGAGAAAGAUGGAAAAAAUUAGGCAGCUAAAAAAGAAGGAAACAAAAAACGAGGAAGACAAUGUGAAACAGCCAUUUACUGAUAGUGGCUGUCUUCUUGUGGAUGAAGAUCUUUUUGAAACUGGGUUGGAGGAGGAAAAUAACUCUUCAUUGGAAGAUGAAGAAUCGUUAGAAUCCAUAAGGGCAGCUGUGAAAAAUAAAGUAAAAAAACACAAGAAAAAGCAACUAUCUUUGGAGAGUGGCAUUUCUUCAUAUGAAGAAGAAAGUGAGUUAUCAAAAGGCACCAUGAGGAAGGAGAGGAAGGCAGCCAAGUUAAGUAAGGAAGCAUUAAAGAAGCUACACAGUGAGACUCAGCGCCUUAUUCGAGAGUCUGCACUUAAUCUUCCGUAUCAUAUGCCUGAGAAUAAAACCAUUCAUGAUUUCUACAAACGUAAACCCCGGCCCACUUGGCAGGGAAAUGCCAUGGCCCUACUAAAGUCGUCUAAGUAUCAGUCAAGCCAUCACAAAGAAAUCACAGACACUGCCAACACAACUGAGAUGAGCAGUGACCAUCCUAGCAAAGAUUCUGAGCCAACAGCAGGUGCAGGAUAUGAAAUGGAAGCUAAUGCACUCCCUGCAGUUUCCAAGGAACUCCAGAUGACCACUGGACCAGAUGAGUCUUGCAGUAAAGAUCUGAUGGUAAGUGAAGAGCCAGAAAUUCAGGAGAAACAGGAGCAGAAGGAUGCUAGACCUUCUCCUGGGGACAGCUCAGUGGCACAGCAGGAAUCCAGCUUCCUUGGGAACAAGGUCAAUGACGGGUCUGAGACUGCAGGGCAUGUGGCACCUGAACCUGAUGCCCUGGAGGGAGAAGGCCUGCAAAAAACAGAAGAAGCAGAUGAGAAGGUGGAAGAGCCCAGGCAGCAAACCAAAUCAGCAGCAGUCGUGGCGCCUGAGAAAGUGAGGAGGUUCACACUGGAUAGACUUAAGCAACUGGGAGUAGAUGUUUUCGUUAAACCUCGGCUGGGUGCUGAUGAAGAUUCCUUUGUGGUACUUGAAGAACCUGAACCCAACAGAGAACUGGAAGCCUUGAAGCAGCGUUUCUGGAAGCAUGCUAAUCCAGCAGCCACGUCCAGGGCUGCUCAGAAGGUAAAUGUGAACAUCGUCGUGAAAGAGGUGGGCACUGACGGUAAGGAAGAGCUAAAGGCCGAUGUGGUACCCGUGACGUUGGCAGCUGAGAAGCUGGAUGGAGGAAGCCACACAAAACCAGGUGAAAAGCUUCAGGUGCUGAAAGCUAAACUGCAAGAAGCAAUGAAACUCCGAAGGUUAGAGGAGCGCCAGAAGCGCCAGGCAUUGUUUAAAUUAGAUAAUGAAGAUGGAUUUGAAGAAGAGGAGGAGGAGGAGGAGGAGGAGGAAGAAAUGACGGAUGAGUCUGAGGAAGAUGGAGAAGGGGAGGAAGAGGAAAAGUUAGAGGAAGAGGAGGAGGAAGGCAGCCACGAGGUUUCUGGCAAUUCUACAGCAGAAUUCCUUCUUGGUAAUGAAGAAGUAGAAACCAAAGAUGAGAAAGAAAUGGACAAAGAAAACAAUGAUGACAGUAGUGAAAUUGGCAAGUCAGUUGACCUUCCGUCUGUUCUUAAGCCUCUCUCAUCAGAUUCUACCGUUCUCCUAUUUAAAGACAACUCUUCCAAGAUGGAUUACUUUCCUAGUGAAGAAAAAUCAGAAACAGAUGAAAACUCAAGCAAAAGGCCUAACAAACUAGAUGAAGAGGAUUCAUGCUCAUUGCUAACAAAGGGGAGCAGCCACAAUAGCAGCUUUGAAUUGAUUGGCUCCACAAUUCCAUCCUAUCAGCCUUGCAACAGACAAACAGGCCUUGGGACUAGUUUUACCCCUUUAGCAGCAGGAUUUAGAUCUCCUUCCCCGGGGCUGUUUCGAGCCAGUUUGGUCAGCUCAGCUUCUAAGAGUUCAGAAAAGCUGUCUGAGCCUUCACUUCCCAUAGAGGAUUCCCAGGAUCUAUAUAACGCCUCCCCAGAGCCUAAGACACUUUUCCUAGGAGCAGGAGAUUUCCAGUUCUCUUUAGAAGAUGACACGCAGAGCCAACUGUUGGAUGCAGAUGGGUUCUUAAAUGUUAGAAACCACAGGAAUCAGUACCAACCUUUGAAACCUCGAUUGCCAUUGGCCAAUAUGGAUGAGAAUGCCAUGGACGCUAACAUGGAUGAGCUGCUGGAUUUGUGCACUGGAAAAUUCACUUCUCAGGCGGAGAAGGCUCUGCCAGGGGAGAGUGACAAGAAAGAGAACAUGGAGGAACUUCUGAAUCUUUGUUCAGGAAAAUUCGCCUCCCAGGAUGACUCCGCUCUGGCUCCAUCAGAGUUAAAUAAACAGGAGAAGGAGAGCAGCAUGGAUGAUCCGAUGGAAGAAGCACUUGCUCUUUGUUCAGGCUCUUUCCCAACAGACAGAGAAGAAGAAGGUGAAGAGGAGGAAUUUGGAGACUUUCGGCUUGUCCCAAAUGAUAAUGAGUUCGAUAGUGAUGAGGAUGAACACAGUGACUCUGGUAAUGAACAUGAGGCCCUGGACGACCAUGAGGAGGAUGAUGAAGAAGAGCUCCUGAGGCAAUCUGAGAAGUUGAAAAGGCAAAUGAGAUUGAAGAGAUACCUGGAGGAUGAGGCCGAGGUGUCAGGGAGUGAUGUGGGAAGUGAAGACGAGUAUGAUGGGGAAGAGAUUGAUGAAUAUGAAGAGGACGUAAUUGAUGAAGUACUUCCUUCUGAUGAGGAACUACAGAGUCAAAUCAAGAAAAUACACAUGAAAACAAUGUUGGAUGAUGAUAAGCGACAGCUCCGUUUAUACCAAGAGAGGUACCUUGCUGAUGGGGAUCUGCACAGUGAUGGUCCUGGACGAACGAGGAAAUUUCGAUGGAAAAACAUAGAUGAUGCCUCCCAGAUGGACUUGUUCCACAGAGACUCUGACGAGGAACAGAUCGAGGAGCAGCUUGAUGAGACGGAAGCCAGAUGGAGGAAGGAGCGAAUUCAACGAGAGCAGUGGCUUCGGGACCAGGCAGAGCAGGGGAAAAUUUCACCUGAAGAGGAAGAAAUUGGAGAAGACAGUCAGUUUAUGAUGCUGGCCAAGAAAGUUACAGCCAAAGCAUUGCAGAAAAAUGCCAAUCGCACUGUGGUUAUACAAGAAUCAACACCUUUACUCAGAAAUCCUUUUGAAGCCAUCAGACCGGGAAGUGCCCACCAGCCAAAGACAGGCUCACUGCUAAACCAGCCCAAAGCUGUACUUCAGAAACUGGCUGCCCUCUCUGACCUCAACCCCAGUGCUCCCCGAAAUUCAAGAAACUUUGUCUUCCAUACACUUUCUCCUGUCAAGGCUGAGGCAGCAAAGGAAUCAUCCAAGCCUCAGGUGAGGAGAAAAGGCCCAUCCGUAAUGAGAACGCCUUCACCUAAGCGCCUCAAAACAAGUGAUAGCACUUCAGGAUCGAAGCAGAGCAUCUUCACAUACUUGGAAAGCUAACACCAGGGGGGUGCCAGUACCUACUUUGAGACUGCUUUGAGAAGUUCUGGCAUUGAAAGUUGGGAUCUAUGCUCAUGUGGAUGGGUCUUCCCUUCCUUCAGAAUCGAUGCAUUAAGAUUGCCGACAGAGACUUCAGGUCUUUCCACUGCAUGGCUCUGGACAACUCUUUCCUGUCCCAGUAUUAUUUCCUGGGUUGGCCACUAAUCUUAAUUCUGCAAGAUUUACAACAUUGACUCAUGGGAUACUUGGGUGAAGACUUAAUUCCUUCAUUAAAUAUUUGCCAUUUUAUCCUAGGGAAAAGUGUGGCAUUACAGAAAGCAGUGACUGUCAGUAUCAGCAUGACUCCUUCAUGCCCCUCAGAUCUGUACCAUGGUGACCAGGACCCAAUGAAAGAGCUACUUCUUAGAGGACCUACGUACCUCUGGGCUGUCCAUUAGUCUUGCCCUUUUCAUUUUCCUGUGUCCUCUUCCCAAGACAGCCCCAAGUGUCCAGCAAACCUUUGCUUCCUUUAUGAUGUGGACUCACACUGGUACUCAAGUCAGAAAGAUGUUGGCCCCAAUUUUCUGGUAUAUGAGGAUGAAGAUGCAACAUGAGAUAUCCCAUGGGACAGAGAGUUCUCUCCUGGGACUAAAUUCUCAAUUUGAAACACUUGUUCAAGGACAUCCCUUCUCAUCCUGACAAAAAGAAGUAUAACCAGAGGCAAUUUAAUACUUCAUUACCUGUUUUGAGAGAAGGCCAUCAUGGAGUUUAAUCAUAAUAUUGUUAAGAGAGUCCUGGCUUGUGUAGCUCAGUUGUGGAGCGUCAUCCUGUGCACCAAAAGGCUGGGGGUUUGAUUACCAGUCAGAGCACAUGGGUUUCAGGUUCAAUCUCCGGUCAGGGUGCAUGUGGAAGGCAACCAAUCAAUGUCUCUCUCUCUCUCUUCUCCCCCUUCCUCUCUCUCUAAAAUCAAUAAGCAUGUUGGGUGAGGAUUUUACACACACACACACACACACACACACACACACUAGAGGCCUGGUGCACGGAUUCGUGCACUGGUGGGGUCCCUCAGCCUGGCUUGCUCCCUCUUGCAAUCCGUGACCCCUCAGGGGAUGUCAGACUGCCCAGUUCAGCCCGAUCCCCUGCAGGCCAGGCUGAGGGACCCCAUUGGUGCAUGAAUCCAUGCACCGGGCCUCUGGUAUGCAUAUAAGAUCUUUGGUUAAUCUCUUUCCACCCUCCCCCCUUCCCUGUGAGAUUCAUCAGUCUGUUCCAUGUUUCCAUGCUUGUGCAUUGAGCGUCUGCCCCCUGGUGGUCAUUGCGUGUCAUAGCUACCAGUCAGACAGUCACUUAAGCUUUUAUAUAUAUUGCUAGAGGCCCGUUGCAGGAAGAUUCCUGCAAGAAUAGGGCUUGCUGUGGCCAGAGUGAAGCAGAGAAGGGAGCAAAACCCGCUGAGGCGGGCUUCACUCCCGCCUUCGCCGCCCUGCUUGCUUCCCUCUUGUCUCCGCUGCCCCGUUUGGUUCUUCACGGCUUCACUCCCUUCUGCAGCACUUGGCUUCCUUCUACGUUGUCUUCAGUGUUCGCUCAGUGCGCCUGUGUAUGCAAAUUAACCGCCAUCUUUGUUGGGUUAAUUUGCAUACUCAUCUGAUUGGCUAGUGGGCUUAGCGGAGUGACACCAACUUGCAUAUUUCUCUUUUAUUAGUGUAGAUAUAAGAAUUGCCAUCACUCUCCUGAGUUUCCCUAAACUACCAUGAGGCACUCAGAUUUUACGCAUUUUCCCCCCCUUAGAACUGACUAUCACUGCUGCUUUAGGAAAAACAUUCCCUGUGAAUAAUGUGGUUUCACAAUCCGGAGUUGAACUUGGGAAGUUGGAUGAAUUGUGCCAAUUUUUUAUUGACAGGAGGGGAACACCAAUUUAAUUGAUGAAAUUAGGGAAUAGGUUUUCUCCAGUUGUUUCUAAUGCACAGGAUGCUGACUUUGACAGAUUUCAUGUUUGUAUAUUUGUAAUCUUGUAAUGAGGAAGAUGUAUGUAAAGAGGUUUUAAUAUGUAUGUAGUUUUUCAAUAAAUCUCAAUGCCUGGAGGGCAGGAUUUCC
Molecule: messenger RNA, 6231 nt
Organism: Myotis daubentonii (Daubenton's bat)
Lineage: Eukaryota; Metazoa; Chordata; Mammalia; Chiroptera; Vespertilionidae
Gene: CLSPN
Product: claspin
Exons: 25
Coding region: 148-4164 (1338 amino acids)
Biological process (GO): activation of protein kinase activity; mitotic G2 DNA damage checkpoint signaling; mitotic DNA replication checkpoint signaling
Molecular function (GO): anaphase-promoting complex binding
Source: RefSeq, a predicted model, not a curated record